AUGUUAACUGAUAAGAACCGAGGCUUGAUAAUUAGUAGGAGCAAUGUCAACAUUGGACCAGAUAAUGAUGAAGCAGAUAGCGAUGCUAGUUAUGUGGACAACGAUGGAACAGAUAAUGACGAUAGCGGUGGAGUAGAUAAUGACGACAGCAAUGGAACAGAUAAUGACGGCAACGAUGGAAUAGAUAAUGCCAACGGCGAUGGAGCAGAUAAUGAUACUGAAACUGGUGACGACACCGAUGGAACAACAGAUGAUGAUGGAAAUGACAACACUUAUCAAUUUGGUGAUUAUGGUUCUUCAAUUAAUAUUGGCCUAAUUGGGGUUGUAAAUUUUGUUUCGUUAUCUGUACAAGAUGUUGGGAACGAGAUGAAUUCCUAA
This is a messenger RNA of Anneissia japonica, 378 nucleotides long. RefSeq names its product stress protein DDR48-like. The record is from RefSeq and is a predicted model, not a curated record. The coding region runs from base 1 to 378 and encodes 125 amino acids. The transcript is spliced from 2 exons. NCBI's taxonomy places the organism in Eukaryota, Metazoa, Echinodermata, Crinoidea, Comatulida, Comatulidae.